Molecule: messenger RNA, 7622 nt
Organism: Microtus ochrogaster (prairie vole)
Lineage: Eukaryota; Metazoa; Chordata; Mammalia; Rodentia; Cricetidae
Gene: Ubr1
Product: ubiquitin protein ligase E3 component n-recognin 1
Exons: 46
Coding region: 108-5222 (1704 amino acids)
Biological process (GO): protein ubiquitination; ubiquitin-dependent protein catabolic process via the N-end rule pathway
Cellular component (GO): cytoplasm; ubiquitin ligase complex
Molecular function (GO): ubiquitin protein ligase activity; zinc ion binding
Source: RefSeq, a predicted model, not a curated record
UUCAGGGGCCGUCGUAAAAGUGUCGUCUCCGGCGCGUCGGGCUGGCCACAGGUUUCCGCUCGCCCGCGGCCGGGGGUCGAGAACUGCGGUCAUUCGUUUCCCUUAAGAUGGCGGACGAUGAGACAGACAGCGGCGAGAGGAUGGACGUCAGCCCCGAGCCUUCCCUGGCCCCUCAGCCGCCGACCUCGUGGUGGGAUCAACAAGUUGAUUUUUAUACUGCUUUCUUACACCAUUUGGCACAAUUAGUGCCAGCAAUUUAUUUUGCUGAGAUGGACCCAGAUUUGGAAAAGCAGGAAGAGAAUGUACAGACAUCAAUAUUCACUCCAUUGGAAUGGUACUUAUUUGGAGAGGAUCCGGAUAUUUGCUUAGAGAAAUUAAAACACAGUGGAGCAUUUCAGUUGUGUGGGAAGGUUUUCAAAAGUGGAGAAACAACAUAUUCUUGUAGGGACUGUGCAAUUGAUCCAACAUGUGUUCUCUGUAUGGACUGCUUCCAGAGUAGUGUUCAUAAAAACCAUCGUUACAAGAUGCAUACUUCUACUGGAGGAGGGUUCUGUGACUGUGGAGACACAGAAGCCUGGAAAACCGGUCCCUUCUGUAUGGAUCAUGAACCUGGAAGAGCAGGCACUACAAAAGAGACCUUGAAUUGCCCAUUGAAUGAAGAGGUGAUUGCUCAAGCCAGGAAAAUAUUCCCUUCAGUGAUAAAAUACUUUGUAGAAAUGACUAUAUGGGAAGAAGAAAAGGAACUGCCUCCUGAACUACAGAUAAGGGAGAAAAAUGAAAGAUACUAUUGUGUCCUUUUCAACGAUGAGCACCAUUCAUACGAUCAUGUGAUAUACAGUCUACAAAGAGCUCUUGACUGUGAGCUCGCAGAGGCACAGUUGCACACCACUGCCAUAGACAAAGAGGGUCGCCGGGCUGUCAAAGCAGGCGUUUAUGCUGCUUGCCAGGAAGCAAAAGAGGACAUAAAGAGUCAUUCAGAAAAUGUCUCUCAGCACCCGCUCCACGUGGAAGUGUUGCACUCCGUGGUUAUGGCUCACCAGAAAUUUGCUUUGCGCCUUGGCUCUUGGAUGAACAAAAUUAUGAGCUAUUCAAGUGACUUUAGGCAGAUCUUUUGCCAGGCCUGCCUUGUAGAAGAACCUGGCUCUGAAAAUCCCUGUUUUAUAAGCAGACUAAUGCUCUGGGAUGCAAAACUUUAUAAAGGAGCCCGUAAGAUCCUUCAUGAACUGAUCUUUAGUAGUUUUUUUAUGGAGAUGGAAUACAAAAAACUCUUUGCUAUGGAAUUUGUGAAGUACUAUAAACAACUGCAGAAGGAAUAUAUCAGCGAUGAUCAUGACAGGAGCAUCUCGAUAACCGCACUGUCUGUUCAGAUGUUCACUGUCCCGACCCUGGUAUGUAUGAGAUUUUCUGAAUACAUCCUGAUUAGCAAGCCUCUAAUAUGGACAGAAAGGUUAAGAGUGCAAUUCCUUGAAGGUUUCCGGUCUUUCUUGAAGAUUCUUACCUGUAUGCAGGGAAUGGAAGAAAUCAGAAGACAAGUUGGGCAGCACAUUGAAGUAGACCCUGACUGGGAGGCUGCCAUUGCUAUACAAAUGCAGCUUAAGAAUAUUUUGCUCAUGUUCCAAGAGUGGUGUGCUUGUGAUGAAGAUCUCUUACUAGUGGCUUAUAAAGAAUGUCACAAAGCUGUAAUGAGAUGCAGUACAAAUUUCAUGUCUAGUACCAAGACAGUAGUACAAUUGUGUGGUCAUGUUUUGGAAACCAAGUCCUACAAAGUGUCUGAGGAUCUUGUAAGCAUACAUCUACCACUCUCUAGAACGCUUGCUGGUCUUCAUGUACGUUUAAGCAGACUAGGUGCUGUUUCAAGACUGCAUGAAUUUGUGCCUUUUGAGGGCUUGCACGUAGACGUCCUAGUGGAGUACCCUUUGCGCUGUCUGGUGCUGGUUGCCCAGGUUGUUGCUGAGAUGUGGCGAAGAAAUGGCCUGUCUCUCAUUAGUCAGGUUUUUUAUUACCAGGAUGUUAAAUGCAGGGAAGAAAUGUAUGAUAAAGAUAUCAUCAUGCUUCAGAUUGGAGCUUCUAUAAUGGAUCCCAACAAGUUCUUGUUACUGGUACUUCAGAGGUAUGAACUAGUCGAUGCUUUUAACAAGACCGUAUCCACGAAAGACCAGGAUUUGAUUAAACAGUAUAAUACAUUAAUAGAAGAAAUGCUUCAGGUCCUCAUCUAUAUUGUGGGGGAGCGUUAUGUACCUGGAGUGGGAAACAUUACCAAGGAGGAAGUCAUAAUGAGAGAGAUCACUCACUUGCUCUGCAUCGAGCCUAUGCCACACAGUGCCAUUGCCCGAAACCUACCUGAGAAUGAAAAUAACGAAACUGGCUUAGAGAAUGUCAUAAACAAAGUGGCCACAUUUAAGAAACCGGGUGUAUCAGGCCAUGGAGUCUAUGAAUUGAAAGAUGAAUCACUGAAAGACUUCAAUACGUACUUUUACCAUUACUCUAAAACACAGCACAGCAAGGCUGAACAUAUGCAGAAGAAAAGGAGAAAACAAGAAAAUAAAGAUGAAGCAUUGCCACCGCCACCUCCUCCUGAGUUCUGCCCUGCUUUCAGCAAAGUGAUCAACCUUCUCAACUGUGAUGUCAUGAUGUACAUUCUCAGGACCAUAUUUGAGCGGGCAGUAGACACAGAUUCUAAUUUGUGGACAGAAGGGAUGCUCCAAAUGGCAUUCCACAUAUUGGCACUGGGCUUGCUGGAAGAGAAGCAGCAGCUUCAGAAAGCUCCCGAAGAAGAAGUGAUGUUCGACUUCUACCAUAAGGCUUCAAGAUUGGGAAGUUCAGCCAUGAAUGCCCAGAAUAUACAAAUGCUUUUGGAGAAGCUCAAAGGAAUCCCCCAAUUAGAAGGCCAGAAGGACAUGAUUGCAUGGAUACUCCAGAUGUUUGACACAGUGAAGAGAUUAAGAGAAAAAUCUUCUUUAGUUGUGGCAACCACUUCAGGCUUGGAAUCCAUUAAGAGUGAUGAGACUACUCAUGAUAAAGAAAAAGCAGAACGGAAGAGAAAAGCCGAAGCUGCUAGGCUUCACCGCCAGAAGAUCAUGGCCCAGAUGUCCGCCUUACAGAAAAACUUCAUCGAGACUCACAAACUCAUGUAUGACAAUACAUCAGAAAUGCCAGGAAAGGAAGACUCCAUUAUGGAGGAAGAGAGCACUCCAGCGGUCAGUGACUACUCUAGAAUUGCUUUGGGUCCUAAGCGGGGUCCAGCUGUUACUGAAAGGGAGGUGCUGACAUGCAUCCUCUGCCAAGAAGAACAAGAGGUGAAACUAGAAAACAAUGCCAUGGUAUUAUCAGCCUGUGUCCAGAAAUCCACUGCCUUAACCCAGCACAGGGGGAAACCCAUAGACCUCUCAGUGGAAAUCCUGGACCCUCUUUUCAUGGAUCCAGACCUGGCACAUGGAACUUAUACAGGAAGCUGUGGUCAUGUAAUGCAUGCAGUGUGCUGGCAGAAGUAUUUUGAAGCUGUACAACUAAGUUCUCAGCAGCGCAUUCAUGUUGACCUGUUUGACUUGGAGAGUGGAGAGUACCUGUGCCCACUCUGUAAGUCUCUGUGCAACACUGUCAUCCCCAUCAUUCCUGUGCAGCCUCAGAAGAUCAACAGUGAGAAUGCAGAGGCCCUUGCUCAGCUCUUGACCUUGGCACGGUGGAUACAGACUGUUCUUGCCAGGAUAUCAGGUUAUAAAAUGAAGCACAGUAAAGGAGAGGCUCCGGCAUUGUUUAAUCAAGGAAUGGGAGAUUCGACUUUUGAGUUUCAUUCCAUCCUGAGUUUUGGAGUUCAGUCUUCGGUGAAAUAUUCUAUUAGUAUCAAGGAAAUGGUCAUUCUCUUUGCCACAACGAUUUACAGAAUUGGACUGAAAGUGCCUCCUGAUGAACUGGACCCGCGAGUGCCCAUGAUGACCUGGAGCACAUGUGCUUUCACUGUCCAGGCCAUUGAAAACCUAUUGGGAGAUGAAGGAAAACCUCUAUUUGGAGCACUUCAAAAUAGGCAGCAUAACGGUCUGAAAGCAUUAGUGCAGUUUGCGGUUGCACAGAGGGUUACCUGUCCUCAGGUCCUGAUACAGAAACAUCUGGUUCGUCUCCUGUCAGUUGUUUUUCCUAACCUACAAUCAGAAGAUACACCAUGCCUUCUAUCUGUAGAUCUAUUUCAUGUUUUGGUAGGUGCUGUGUUAGCAUUCCCAUCCUUGUACUGGGAUGACACCGUUGACCUGCAGCCUUCAUCCGUUAGUUCUUCAUAUAACCACCUUUAUCUCUUCCAUUUGAUCACCAUGGCACACAUGCUUCAGAUACUUCUUACAGCAGACACAGGGCUCUCCCUUGCUCAGGGUGAAGAGGACUGUGAGGAGGCUCGAUGUGCAGCUGCUUUCUUUGCGGAAGUCUCACAGCACACGGACGGCUUCAUUGGCUGUGGCCCUUCUGGCUGGUCCCUGUGGGUCUCACUGAAGAAUGGCAUCACCCCUUAUCUUCGCUGUGCCGCAUUAUUUUUCCACUACUUACUUGGGGUGACUCCCCCUGAAGAACUGUUUGCCAAUUCUGCUGAAGGAGAGUACACGGCACUCUGUAGCUAUCUAUCUUUGCCCACAAAUUUGUUCCUGCUUUUCCAGGAAUAUUGGGAUACCAUAAGGCCUUUACUGCAGAGGUGGUGUGCAGAUCCUGCCGUGCUCAGCUCUCUGAAGCAGAAAAGUGCUGUGGUCAGGUACCCAAGAAAAAGAAAUAGUUUGAUAGAGCUUCCUGAUGACUACAGCUGUCUUCUAAAUCAAGCUUCUCAUUUUAGGUGUCCACGGUCUGCAGAUGAUGAGCGAAAGCAUCCUGCCCUCUGUCUUUUUUGUGGAGCCAUCCUGUGUUCUCAGAACAUUUGUUGCCAAGAAAUAGUGAAUGGGGAAGAGGUUGGAGCUUGCGUUUUUCAUGCACUUCAUUGUGGCGCUGGAGUCUGCAUUUUCCUAAAAAUCAGAGAAUGCAGAGUGGUCCUUGUGGAAGGGAAAGCCAGAGGCUGUGCUUAUCCAGCCCCUUACUUGGAUGAAUAUGGAGAAACAGACCCUGGGCUAAAGAGGGGAAACCCACUUCACUUAUCUCGGGAGCGAUAUCGGAAGCUGCAUCUGGUCUGGCAACAGCACUGCAUUAUUGAAGAGAUUGCUCGGAGCCAGGAGACUAAUCAGAUGCUAUUUGGAUUCAACUGGCAGUUACUCUGAGCUCCAACUCUGCCUCAAGACAAUCAUGAGUGACAUCAAUAAUAAAGACUGAUUUAAAAUUCCAGAGAACUUUCUGUGGACGGGAAAGUAUUGGAGGGUCUUUUGAUCCAUGUCCAGAUUCACAUACAUUAAUAAAAUAUUCCUUAUGGGAUAUUGCUUUCAGUUAGUAAACAUAAACUUCAAGGGAAAAACAGGACAUAGAUUAAAAACAGACAUAGUUUUGUGUUCUAGAACACUAAAGAAAUGCUUGUUCACCCAAGUGUCUAUUUCUGCAAAUAUUUCCAGAAAACUCAUUCCCUUUCAUAACUGUCCUAUUUCAUUUCUUAUCAUCCACCUGGUAAAUGAAAUCACAUCAAGCAUUUGUGGACGUUUUCACAUCUGGUUGACUUCUCUGCACUUUCGUACUUGGCAUUUUCCUGAGUGUGAUUCAGCUUGCAUUAGAUCUCUACAAGAUGCUGGUCACCUGUGCUGGUCUAAAGAGGAACUGCAGAACUAUGCAGUAUCUUUCAACUGAAAAAGGUUUUAAAAAUGUAAACAAUUUUCUUAUUUAAGGAAAUAUCCUUACUGUACCACCCACGGCUUGAGCCAGCAGCAGAUCUAAGUCUCUCUGUGAACUGUGAGUGGUGCGAGUCUGGAAAGCGUCCUUCCAGGUAGACCUCGAGAAGAGUCAGGAUGAUGUGCUCACUGUGCAUUCCGUAUACAGAAGCCUCUUGUCCUCACCUGGCUCUAGACAGCUCGGUGGAGUCACAGGUGGUCCGUUCCCCUUUCCAAAAGCAGAUUUCUGCAGCGAGAUCAUGAGUGCUCACGUGAGUGGCCCCAUCCUAUUUGACUCUCAGAAAACUUUUGGUGUUCUGAAGCAAACUCUCUGUAGAAUAAGAAUCAGAAAUGCCCUGUGAAGGGUCAUUUAAGCUGAAAUUUGAGCAGCCAUAUUUAAGCCAGUUCUGCGGCCUUCUAUGGCUUCUAAGAAACAGAUCUUAGAUUUGAUGCCUGUCUAUGUGAAACCUUUUCAUAAACUAUGGUUUAUGACUGAUAAAAAUAGCCAAAAAAAAAAAAGGCCUUGUAAUCAUCAGGCCUGUGUCCUAUUAUAACCUGCUAUAGUUGAGCCAUCUCGCUUAAAACUGAUAUAGCUCUCGAGUCUGUGCAUAACUUCUUGGUUCUUGGUUUUAACCUUUUAUAUCAAGAAGUUGUGAAUUAACUGCAGAGAGAAGAGCAGCUGAUAACUUGUUUUAGCUUCUGUGAUAUUGGAUAAUGUUAGCAGUUGCAAGGUGUAUUUGAAGAUAUCUUUUCUUUUGCCCUUGGCUGCUGCUGCCAUGUAUGUGUGCAAGUGUAUUUCUGCCACCUCUGUCAAGUGAAGGCAAGAAAAUGAAAAGGAAAUUUUGCUGAGUGAUGAGUGAUACGCAUUUGGGGCUAGAUUUAUUGCCCAUUUUAUGGAAAAGUGUGUUUUGCAGUAAGAAAUUCAUAUAAGCAGGCACCAGAAUCACAAUCAUGAUUUCCUACUUAGAUAAUUACUAAUCAGAUGAAAUCAGGAACUAGAUACAACUAUAAUGUACAGUUCACAGCAAUUUAUGGGAGACGAAGAUCAGAAAAUUCAGUAUUUUGCUUGUGCGAUUUGCCAAUAUGAUUAAGUGAUUUGAACAUUACCCUUUGUUUUUUAUAUAACUUUUUGAAGGGGUUGUUUAGUUCUGAAAUCUGGACCAGAGCAGGCAGCAGAAGAUGCUCAUUUCUGCCUUUGUUUUCUGGCCCCCAUUUGGCAAGGAUAAAGACUUUAUUUUUAGCCUUCUUAGAUUCAAUUUGUAAACCGCGGAGCUAAGCUGUCAAGCUGCAGGAGAACUAGCAGGCACUGGCCAGCCGACCUUUACUGCCAAAGAACCUAAUUUAUUACUGAGUUCUGCACUGGAGGUGAACAUAUGCCACAGUGCUGCCCACCCAAGGGAUUUCUAAUGAUAAUAUCAUGACAAAUGAUUUAAGCCUGCUUAUCAAGUUUACGUAAGCAACCAAGUCACUUUAUUUAGUGUAAUAUAUGAAAGAAUUGGUUCAGUAGGAUGGCUCCGACUCUAAGUUUCUAAUAUUGGUGAGGGGCUGGCAAGGAUUUUAAUGAUACAGUAAAGAAAAACAUAUAUCUGUAUAAUUAAUUUAUUAUGUUAGUGUAUGGGCUGUGAGUUCACCUUUUAGUGGUCAUUUGUCAUUUCAUAACAACUAUGCAUUUUGGUUCAUUGUGAUGAUGAUCUCUAUUUAGUGACUGCAACAUGUUUAUACCACUGAUUCAAAUUCCAUUCAUGAUGAAGUUAAACAAAUGAUGCAUAUAUUGAUAUCUUUUAUUGCAAAAAUGUAAAUUAAAAACUUGUAUAAUGUUCCUGUGCUUUUUGAAAUAAAAUACCUUAUAUGUGUAUAUUUAAAAAA